Messenger RNA from Stegastes partitus (bicolor damselfish), 1022 nucleotides. RefSeq lists its product as uncharacterized. Lineage: Eukaryota; Metazoa; Chordata; Actinopteri; Pomacentridae. The transcript has 5 exons. Bases 32 to 829 code for a protein of 265 amino acids. Gene Ontology annotation, cellular component: plasma membrane. Gene Ontology annotation, molecular function: transmembrane signaling receptor activity. The record is from RefSeq and is a predicted model, not a curated record.
GAGUUCUGCUGCAGCCCGACGGUUUCUCAGAAUGAAGGUCUUCUGCGUCGUCCUGGUCUGCUGCUGCGCUCCAGCUCUGUGCGACGCAGCGACCUUCAUGAAGACCGUGGGAGAAGACUUCCGGUUCUCGUUCGGCUUCAACCGGUCCCAGACCGGCGCCGGGCUCCUGUGCAGGAACAGCUGCAGGAGCGACGACGUCCUGAUGGUGGCCGAGGGGGGCGGAGCCAAGAGCGGCAGGUACGAAGUCAGGUACGAGGACGGGGAGGACCGAGUGCAGCUGGUGAUCAGAGAGCUGAGGCGCUCCGACUCGGGCCGGUACCGGUACGCAGAGGUCGACUCCGCCUCCCCGAGGCCACACCUGGACUUUGAGAUCCGAGUCAGAGGGAUGUGUGCCGGAGGCGUGAUCUCCGCAGAACCCAGAGUCCACAGCAGCACCGAGGGAGGAAACGUCACGGUCCGGUGCUCCCUGAACGCGGCCCGACGAGACAGGAAGUUCUUCUACAGGACGGACCAGGAGGAGACGCUGGUGGAAGCGUUCGGAGGCCGAGCGGCCAGCAGCAGGUUCAGCAUCCAGCACGACGGCGGCCGGACCUUCAGCCUGACCAUCACGGGCCUGAAAAUGUCCGACUCGGGGCGGUACCGGUGCGGCGUCGGAGGACCGAACGCAUACAACACAUGUCUGGAGUUUGAGAUCCAGGUUUCAGGACCUUUCAUCCUGUCUCGGGUCGGCUGCCUCAUGGUGGUCGUGCUCUUCCUCAUUUUUCUGCUGCUUCUCUACAGCUGGAGGAUGAAGAAGAGCCACAGCCAUCUGAGCAACGAGGAAUCAUGAAGCAGCAGCGACACGGAGCUGAACCAACAGAUCCUGAUCCGGUGUCCUCCUGGUGGACUUGUCUGGUGAAACGUCUCCAGAUUCUCUCCUCCUGUCGUCAGUUUAUUAUUAAUAAUUAAAAAGUUGUUCCUCGUCACCGUGAACUGAUCUGAAUCUGGUUUUUGUAUUUUAAUAAAAACUUCCUCCACAGAAA